Messenger RNA from Theileria equi strain WA, 348 nucleotides. RefSeq lists its product as hypothetical. NCBI's taxonomy places the organism in Eukaryota, Apicomplexa, Aconoidasida, Piroplasmida, Theileriidae. The coding region runs from base 1 to 348 and encodes 115 amino acids. The transcript has a single exon. The record is from RefSeq and is a predicted model, not a curated record.
AUGCAUGCCAUGACCAAAUUCUCUCUGGACAUUUCCUCUGUCAAGGAGACUGAUAGUUGUAAAAUAGUAACGCACGAACAGGGCGAUAUCGAAACUCGCUUGUAUUCUUCCACAUCUGGCAACGCUAUUGAGAAGAUCGUAGACGGGGAUUUAGAGGUUUGCAAAAUGGACAAGGACCAGUUAUGUACCCUAUGUGAGCUUUACAUCAAGGACAAGUAUGCACUCUUGAUGUUACUCAUCAAAAGAGCCCAAAGCUUUUCCUUUUCCCGCUUCGAGAAAAGGGGAAGACAGUGGGAAUGGAUAGAUCAUAGAAUGUUUGAAAGCAGAGUUUAUAACCUGAGGAAAUAA